This is a messenger RNA of Alosa alosa (allis shad), 2091 nucleotides long. RefSeq names its product MLLT1 super elongation complex subunit a (gene mllt1a). Bases 259 to 2049 code for a protein of 596 amino acids. Gene Ontology annotation, biological process: regulation of DNA-templated transcription. NCBI's taxonomy places the organism in Eukaryota, Metazoa, Chordata, Actinopteri, Clupeiformes, Clupeidae. The transcript has 12 exons. The record is from RefSeq and is a predicted model, not a curated record. Gene Ontology annotation, cellular component: super elongation complex.
AUAUUCUUGGCAGAUUGUUGCCUGUGGGAAGUCCCGCCCGAUAACUAUUGCAGUUGGUUCAAAAGCAAAAGGCUUAACCUCUAAGCCACUUGAUUGGAUACAAAAGCUUUCUCUUUUGGUUGCAUGCCAGGAGUCUCGAAGGGGAGGGAAGCCGUCUGGCUUCCGGUGUUUGGCUGAAAUUGACACACAAUGAGGAGUCGGGAACAACCUCACAAAUCGCUGCUGUAAAUAAACAGAACAACACACGGCCCAAGAAUAAUGGAGAACCAGUGUACGGUCCAGGUGAAGCUGGAGCUGGGCCAUCGAGCGCAGCUGCGUAAGAAGGUGACGUCGGAGGGCUUCACGCACGACUGGAUGGUGUUUGUGCGCGGUCCAGAGACGGGGGACAUCCAGCACUUUGUGGAGAAGGUCGUCUUCCGGCUGCACGAGAGUUUCCCCAAACCCAAACGAGUCUGUAAGGAGCCGCCCUAUAAGGUGGAGGAGUCCGGCUACGCAGGGUUUCUCAUGCCCAUCGAAGUUUACUUCAAGAACAAGGAAGAGCCAAAGAAGGUGUGCUUCAACUAUGACCUCUUCCUGAACCUGGAGGGCAACCCACCUGUCAAUCACCUGCGCUGCGAAAAGCUGACCUUCAAUAACCCCACCAGUGAAUUCCGCCGCAAGCUCAUCAAGGCUGGAGGGAUGCAGGUGGUUCCUGAGGGAGCCGAGGCCGUGUCCAGACCCAGUCCCGACUACCCCAUGCUGCCCACCAUCCCCCUCUCCGCCUUCUCCGACCCCAAGAAAACCAAGAGCUCGCACGGGGCAAAGGACCCCAGUAAAGAGGGAAGUGGUGGGAGCAAAGGGCCCAAGCCCCACAAACUGACCAAGGAGCAUCGGGAACGACAGCGCAAGGACUCCGAGAGCAAGGGCGUCUCCAAGGGCGACGGAGAGCGCGACGGCGCAACGAGCGGCAGCAGCAAGAGCUCCCGCGAGCCUCCCGCCUCCUCCUCGUCCUCCUCGUCCACCUCGUCCAAGAAGCCCUCCGAGACGAAGACCAAGGAUGAGAAGGUCCUGCCCAAGGCCGCCUUCAAGGAGCCCAAGCUCACGCUGAAGGAGGCCAAGCUGGAGGGCAUGUCUCCCAAGGGGGGGGGGGGCGCGGGGGCAGGCGGUGGUGGGGGGGGGCUCCCGCCCGAUGCCAAGGCGCCCAGCAAGCGUCCGUCGGCCGUGGAGUCGCCCAAACCCAGCGUGAAGAAGCAGAAGAAGAGUGCCUCUGGCUCCGCCUCCGAGCCCAAGGGUGGCGCCGGGGGCGGGGUUUUCACCGGCACCUCCCCCCGCGUCUCCUCCUCCUCAGUAGUGCCGCCCUCUUACACGGACAAGAAGCCGCCCAAGGAGAAGGGCCGCUGGGCCAAGACCAAGUCCGACGCACCGGAGGUCAAGGAGCCCAAGAAGAUUCCGGAAUCGGAUGACUCCAACUCAGAGGAUGAGGCAUCGUCCAAGUCCGAGCAGCAGUCGGCUCCCUCCAGUCCCACCAACUCCAGUUCCAGCUCCGACUCCAGCUCUGACUCAGACUUUGAGCCCCUGCAGAAACAAGGCCAAGGUCCUCUGCGGUCCAUGGUGGAGGACCUGCAGUCGGAGGAGUCUGAUGAGGACGACAGCAGUUCUGAGGAGGAGACGCCUGUGAAGAACAACCCAGCCACCCGGGACAGAUUGAGCAUGGACAGUGAGAGUGACAGCAGUGACGGACCACACCGGCCCAACAGGGACCUGGCUCCCCCGCCCCAGAAACACAGCUCCUCCAUCAAGGUGUCGGGCAGGAAGAGUCCUGACCAGUGCUGUCGUCCUGAGAAGGUCCUCAAGAAGGGAUACGACAAGGCCUACACUGAGGAACUGGUGGAUCUGCACCGCCGACUCAUGGACCUGAGGGAACGCAACGUCCUUCAGCAGAUCGUCAAUCUGAUCGAGGAGACGGGCCACUUCAACGUCACCAACACAACCUUUGACUUUGACCUUUUCUCAUUGGACGAAUCGACUGUCCGUAAACUACAGCGCUACCUGGAGGCCACGCCCACGUGACUGACGGACGGCCAGGGGUGGGCUUCUCUCCCCCCCCCCAGG